This is a messenger RNA of Fomitopsis serialis, 925 nucleotides long. RefSeq lists its product as uncharacterized. The record is from RefSeq and is a predicted model, not a curated record. Gene Ontology annotation, molecular function: transcription coregulator activity. Gene Ontology annotation, cellular component: mediator complex. The transcript has 6 exons. Bases 60 to 587 code for a protein of 175 amino acids. Lineage: Eukaryota; Fungi; Basidiomycota; Agaricomycetes; Polyporales; Fomitopsidaceae. Gene Ontology annotation, biological process: regulation of transcription by RNA polymerase II.
UGAUCGAGUCCGAGUCGCCACCGGCGUUCAGUACGCCCUCGGCAUUCGCCGGCACCGCUAUGGUUGUCGCACGUGCCGCCUUGUUCCGCCGCAUGGGGUUUCCCGUCCCCCCUCUCCCUCUCAUUCACCCAGGCAGCGUCAUGCUGCAGGAACUUACUCAUAUGGACCGCAUUACUCAACUGCAAGAUGAGAUUCAGCAGCUCCUUACGAUCAUGUCAAACAGCAUCGCAUACCUCACCUCCCGUGCCAACUUCUCACAAGUCAGCCAGGACGUCCCCGUCACAAAACAGCGGAAAGCCGACAAGUUCGACCCGCCCGAGGUCCUCGAAGCGAACAAGCGGGAACUCGUGAAUGACCUUGUCGUGAAAGCUAAGCAGGUCGACUAUCUGAUUCAGUCCCUACCGGAACCGGAAGCCGAGGAGGUGCAGGCUACUCGCCUCCAGGAACUAGAGAACGAGAUGGCAGAAGCAAAUGCGGAGUAUGCCCAAGCCGUGGCCCGUGCCAAGAGCUUAUAUGAACAAGUCUCAACCGUUCUGCGCACAAUGCUAGACGACGUCGACUUGCCCGACGACUCGGACCUCGGCUGAAUAUCAAGUUCCGCGUCGCAUCCCUGCCUAGAGGGCAGUGCGCCAGCAUGGCCCUCAUACGCCGAACGUACCAUCCCCACCGUGGCCAGUCAUCCCAUCUGACCGUACUUUGGGCGAAACUCGACCGACCGACCGACGCCAGGGUGUGUAGGGAGGAGCUUGAGGAAUUGUGCUCCAUAUGCCCUUCAUCAGAAACGGCAACUGAUUGUCGUCAUAUAUAUACAUCCGUGCAGGGGCAAGUGCACGUCGCACGUUGCUCCUACUUACUUACAUACCAAGGGAUACGACGCGACGUGGCAAUUUUGGCCGCGCGAUCGCCGUGCAAUACAGUUGUUCGC